GCCAUUUGAGUUGACCGCUCACUCUUUAUGUCAGGCACUGGUCGCUCAACGGUCGGCGACAACGGAGUGUUGUGGAGUGUCUCUGUGUGAAAGUGAUUCCUUACCUCUUGUGCGGUGGUUUACCGAGGAUAUACUUGCUACAAUGGAGUCUGAAGCACCAGUAUCAGGAAUCCAGGCCAACGGUGGCUCAAGCCUGGAGUGUGACACUUCUGCUGACGCCCCUAGCUCAGGGGGAAUCGACCUGCGCUCCAUCAUAAACCCCUGCGCCUGGUUCAACAAAGAUCAACUGGACCCUAGAGUGGUUGACCUGAUCUACUGGAAAGAUGUCAAGAAGACUGGUGUGGUGUUUGGUGGAUUCCUGGCACUGUUUAUCUCCCUGGCCUACGUGUCCUUCAUCUCUGUGCUGUCCUACACGUCGCUGACCGUCCUCUCUGUAACCAUCAUCUACCGAGUGUAUAAGAACAUCAUGCAGGCGAUUCAGAAGUCACAGGAUGGACACCCAUUCAAGAACCUCCUGGAAUUGGAUACUGACCUGCCCCUAGAGAAAGUACACGAUGCCUCUGAUGCCUUUGUGAACUGGUGGAACCCCAAAUUUACUGAAGUCAAGCGACUUUUCCUUGUUGAAGAUCUUGUUGACUCUGUCAAAUUUGGCUGCCUCCUGUGGUGUCUGACUUAUGUUGGGUCUUGGUUCAAUGGACUGACUUUGGUCACCCUGGCUACAGUUGCACUCUUCACCCUCCCCAAGGUGUAUGAACAGAACAAGACCCAGGUUGAUCAAUAUAUGGGCCUUGUCAAGAACCAGGUCAACGAUGUCAUGUCCAAGGUAAAGGCUGCUCUCCCAAUUGGAAAUAAGGAAAAGACCCAGUAAGAAUGAAGUAUCAUUGUGUGAUAUCCUGAGUGCAUCUGUGUUCGUGUGCUACAUCGAACCACUGGUGCGUUGCAGCAUCUGCACCAACUUCGACAUCUGCGUAUUCUCGUCAGUGUGCGAAGAGUGAUUCCAGUGGAGAACCAACCUAGUGUUGUGGCCAAGCGUGCACUACUCCCUUCCUUCACAGUGUAUUUUGUGCUGGGAAUGUACUAUAUUGCUCCGAUUGGUAUUUUGAUAGUACGUGAAAAUUGUUAUCCUGCUAAAGUUUUAUAAUAUUUAUGAUUGGCAGCAAAUAUACUAUUAUAUUAUAAUGGAACCCAGCAAUCUAUUCUUGUGAGGUUUAGGGAGAAUAAAGACUAUUUUGUGAAUGAAGAGGUACACUUUGAAUGAAAUUGGCACUUCCAGCUGAUAUUACUAGUGCUAGUGAGAAGAUGCUCAGUUGAUGCUAUUGUGCCUCUGGUCACCCUAAUUCUGAUUCUCACCUUUGCUUGCUUGUCUUGGUCUGAAGAUUGUGCUUAGCAUUGAGGGCAUAUAACAAGUACAUGGUCUCUUGUGUACAUAGAUGCCAUGGAUAAUUCCAGAAAUGCUGUCACACCCAUACAACUCAACCAAGGGUGAGGAACAGUGCAAGAUACACCACUCCACUGUAUAGUCAUUGCAUUACUGUUCUCUGUAGAAUCAUUUUCCUCCCUUAAUUUUAACAUUAGAACUGUGAAAGGCGUAUCAAUGCAAUCGUGUUAUAAGUUGAUUUAGUUUGUUCUAACAUGCUUGAAAAUGACUGUCUUACAGUUAAUGUAGAAAAUUGCCAAAUAGUGCAAAAGAUCUGUUGUCAUUUGUCAGUCUUCUAAGAUCUGUCCUCAUAAUUUAUAAUCUUCAAGCUUUCUGAUUUUUAUAUAGAAAUUGAUAUCUAUUGUACCCACUUGCAUAUACUUUUAUAAAUGAUAUGCAAAUAGUGUUUUGAUUUUUAUAUAUAAUCACCUCCAUAACUCUAUGUAUGGGAAACCUGCUUCCAUUUUGAUGGGUGUUCUCUUGUGUCUGAAGUGGGAAUUUUUUCCUCAAAACUUUCAUAGUGCUGUUGCUUGCCACAGUUGUUUACUAAGAGCUUCUGUAUACCUCUUCAAUGUCAUCAUAAAUAUGCAAGUAAGGAUUCGGAGCUAAUAUAGACUUUCAAGGUUUCAUUAUUGUACUGGAUUCUUAAGCUCUGGUUUAUUCAUGAAUCCCUACUUGAGUGAAAUAUUUAGCUGAACACAAUUGUGGAGAUGCAAACAAGCGAAGAUUUUAUUUAUAUUUGGGUAAUGGGUCGGAAAACAAUGUAAAAAUAAAGAAAAAAUAUAUCAAUUGAAAAGGUUUUCUAAAUACCUGUAAGUGUUCUUUCAUAUUGCAUACAUUACUGUCACAAACAACAGUAAAUUUGCUGUACUACCAAAUAAAAUAUCAAUGAUUUA
Homarus americanus (American lobster) is the source of this 2313-nucleotide messenger RNA. It is a transcript of the gene Rtnl1, whose product is annotated as reticulon-1-A-like. The record is from RefSeq and is a predicted model, not a curated record. Bases 143 to 868 code for a protein of 241 amino acids. Lineage: Eukaryota; Metazoa; Arthropoda; Malacostraca; Decapoda; Nephropidae. The transcript has 6 exons.